Sitodiplosis mosellana (orange wheat blossom midge) is the source of this 1423-nucleotide messenger RNA. RefSeq names its product leucine-rich repeat protein 1 (gene Lrr47). Lineage: Eukaryota; Metazoa; Arthropoda; Insecta; Diptera; Cecidomyiidae. Gene Ontology annotation, molecular function: protein binding. The record is from RefSeq and is a predicted model, not a curated record. Bases 144 to 1415 code for a protein of 423 amino acids. The transcript is spliced from 4 exons.
GUUGGACUGUUCGUUGUUGAUUUUAGCAUGUAAACAAAUUUAGGACGGUUCUGAAAUGCGGUGAUGCUCUUUGUGGCUUAUUUUUUUUAUUAUUUACUUUCAUUUUAUUUGUAUAGUUUUGCACUUGGUUUAUCGUAAUUAAAAUGAAAAUAUUCUGUGAGAUAAGUGUUUACAAUCGUCUGGCACCGCAUGUCAAACCACGAUCACAACAAUCAACAUUGGCACUGGGCUAUCAUCCUCCAGGAGGUGGGAAAGAUGCCGAAAAUCUAUUUCUCAUUCAUUUUACGGCAAUCAAUACCGUUGGAACACGCUAUAAACUGCAUCGAAACAUUGAGAAAGUGUUCACGAAAUUCGUACUGGAUGGAAAAACGACAAUUUCACUGAAGCAACCACCGCAUGAUUUGCAGAUUCGUUGCGAACCAAUUCAGUUGAUGGCAUUCAUGAAAAUGUUCAAAGGUGGACUAGAGGGUAAAUUGGAUCCGACCAAACCCAGCUUAUCAACAUUGGCUGUAACUGCUGUGCCGAAGAAGGCUGUGCCUGUUAAAUCUAUGACCAUUUUAACACCAAGUGACUAUCCAUUGAAGGGAUUACCCAAAACGCUCACCACAUUGAAUGUGAAUGGUAUUCGAAAAUGCAGUCUAGACGCUCAAAUUUUAUCACUGAAUAAUUUACAAAUAUUGAACAUGAGCAACAAUAACAUUGAGCAUUUGCCAAAGCGAUUGGGUGAUUUGCCAAUAGUUCAAUUGGACUUGUCAAACAAUCGACUGGGCAAAUCUGUGCUUAGCGACUGGGAUUGGCUGGAUAAACAACGAAUCAAAUCAUCACUACAAAAUUUCAAUCUAAGCAACAACGAUCUCACAUUCUUUCCAUAUAAAUUGGUAAAACUACGAAAGCUAAUGGUGUUAACACUCAAAGCCAAUCGCUUAACACGUGUUCCGUUUGCCAUUCGCCGAUUGAAAACGUUACGCACCUUAAAUUUAGCCGAUAAUCAGAUUAAAUCGCUUCCCAAUGUGUUCUCGCGUAUGUCAUUCGAUACACUUGAUGUGUCCGGUGAUGAGAUGCUUACAUCGCCUUAUCAUCAACAUGAACCAGACUCCAUGCCGUUGGCAAAAAGUGGCGAUAUUUUGCGACAACCGGCAGCUUUAUGGCAGAUAGCCGCAAUGGUUGUGACGAGAAAAGUCAUUAAAUAUGGACCAUACGAUUUGCCGAUGACUGUGAUAGAUUCACUCGAAGAGUAUCCGAUGUGUGAAUGCGGCCGAUUGUGUCCACCCAAUAAAAUUCACUUUCGAACGUGUGUCAUUCAAACCCGAACAAAUAGCUUGAUUCAAUCGCUCCGACUUCCCAUUCUUGGUGACUCGGUUUAUUGCAGCGACUACUGUCAAUUACAACAUUCUGGCCGAAAUAAAGCGACUUAAAUAAAAUA